AGUUAUUCUGAAAAUCGUUUCGACAAAAUCGAAAAUUACUUUGGCUGAGAGUGUCGGAGUUUGAACAAAGCACACACAUGUUAUUAGAAACGGCACACGCAGAUAUGAUCCACGACGCACAAUUUGACUACUAUGGGAAAAGAGUGGCAACUUGUUCCUCCGACACCAUAGUCAAAAUCUUUAAAGUGGAAGGAGAACAACAAGUAUUGGAAGCAGAACUGAGAGGCCAUGAAGGCCCAGUUUGGCAAGUGGCUUGGGCACACCCAAAGUUUGGAAACAUUGUUGCCUCAUGUAGCUACGAUGGGACAGUGGUACUCUGGAUAGAAGAGGCACCUGGGACUUGGUCACAGUUUUUUCGAUACGAUCAACGUAGAGCUUCUAUCAAUUCGGUUGCUUUUGCUCCUCACGAGUAUGGUCUUUCUUUUGCUUGCGCUUCUAGUGAUGGAUAUGUAGCAGUCUUGACACAACACGAAGAUGGCAACUGGGAGGAGAAGCUUUUGUCUGAAUCUGCUGACAACAGUUUUCCUUCGCAUAAUCUUGGUGCUAAUGCCGUCACGUGGGCUCCUGCCGUCCAACCAGGCGCACUGUUUUCACAUGAAAGAAGUACUCCUCCUCUGAAACGAUUGGCAAGUGGUGGUUGUGACAAUCUUAUAAAGAUAUGGUGUUGUGACAAUACAGGAUCUUGGAAAUUGGAAGGAAAUCCACUUGUCAAACAUUUGGAUUGGGUAAGAGGUGUCGCUUGGGCUCCAAGUAUUGGCCUAAGUGUGCAUACUAUUGCCUCUUGCAGUCAGGAUAAGACUGUUGUGAUAUGGACACAAGAUGAAAGUAGUUUGGAGUGGUCUCCUUAUGAAUUGGUUAAGAUGGAUGCUCCUGUAUGGUCUGUUAGUUGGUCUUUUAUCGGUAAUGUAUUAGCAGUGUCUUCAGGAGAUAGUACAGUUAGUUUGUGGAAAGAAGAUGUGGAUGGAACUUGGCGAAAUAUUCAAAAGUUGGAUAGUCCCAUGAAUGCAGCUUCAUAAAGCAUUAGAGAUUUGCCCAUAGUUUUGGGUUUCUCAGUGACUUUUUUUUGGCUAUGGAAGUGCACCAUGUGCCAAACAGUCUAUUUUGUCGCAUUUGCUUUGUUCCCUUAGUGCCUUCUUUGC
Galdieria sulphuraria is the source of this 1139-nucleotide messenger RNA. RefSeq names its product transducin family protein / WD-40 repeat family protein. Gene Ontology annotation, cellular component: nuclear pore outer ring; COPII vesicle coat. Gene Ontology annotation, molecular function: structural molecule activity; protein binding. The transcript has 3 exons. Gene Ontology annotation, biological process: COPII-coated vesicle budding; protein import into nucleus; positive regulation of TOR signaling. The record is from RefSeq and is a predicted model, not a curated record. The coding region runs from base 78 to 1016 and encodes 312 amino acids. NCBI's taxonomy places the organism in Eukaryota, Rhodophyta, Bangiophyceae, Galdieriales, Galdieriaceae.